Messenger RNA from Seminavis robusta, 1290 nucleotides. NCBI's taxonomy places the organism in Eukaryota, Bacillariophyta, Bacillariophyceae, Naviculales, Naviculaceae. The record is from the annotation of a GenBank genome assembly.
AUGAACGACGACGAUAGCUUUGAGUCUGGACCUCUGCGUGUCGGUACUUGGACGGCGGAGGAAAAGGCGUACAUGUACGCACUGAUGGACGAGUUCAAGAAUGGUUCCUUGGAUCUUGCAGAUGGUACCACCAUGAGAUGGUUCCUUGGCGACCGGCUUCACUGUGGUGUCAAAAGGAUUUCCAAAAAGAUGGAGGGAUACGAUUAUAAGGGUCGUCACUGCUAUCACAGGCAGCGGAGCUGUACUACCCCGGAAGAAGUCAAUGCGAGAAAAGAAAAAUUACAAGUGCUGAGAAACAAUUUUUUGGCAUCGUUGGAGAAACUGCGCCUUCCUGGAUCCAAAGCAUACAAAGAGGAACAAGCUAAGAAGAAGGCGUCAACAUCAAGAAAAACUCCCAUUAAGAGAAACGCUGCUGCAGUAGCCCAGCAACUGAAAGACGAUUCGGAGAGAGAAAGGGCGAACCUCCUGGAAGCGAUUGCGGCUUCCUCUUCCUGCGACGAUAACUACACACCACAGCGAGAACAACAAACGCAACAACAAGCUAGUUUUCCGUCGCGAGCUGCCAACUCCACUGAUGCUGCUGCUGCUUCUACUGCACAAGACAACCAAAGAAACCUCGAUCUUUUUGUACCCUUCCUGGAAAGGAAGAUUGCAGCUAGAAAUUCCAUACAGCUUCCUUUUGGUGUCAAUUCUGCCGGAACAGCUGGUUCUUUUCCACCAUCCUUGCUACUUGGAACUACCAAUCAUCACUCUACUUCAUUGGCGGCUACCAGGAGGCAUACCAGUGGCACUCCAUUUCUUACAGCAGAUGAUGCAUCUUUCCUGUCAAGGGCAUCGGCGCUGCCAACGACGGCGGCUAGCAAUUUGAGGAACGCCAUAGCGUUCAACCCGUUUUUGGGGCUAGGAUCCAAUACAGGGAUGAUGGCUCAUAAUUCCUUCUUGCACCGGACGACAAACAUGGGACGCGCUGCUAGUGAUCCUACGAACGCUAAUAGCGCUAGCUUGGUUCACAACCCUUUCUUCGGCAAUCACGACGGUCUGAGGAUGUGGAACCCAACGACACUAGCCCCGUCUUUUGCUUCAGCUGGAAUGACCACUGAAGUUGAUGUGACAACACGUUUGAGCAAUGGCUCUUCACUGCUGACCCCUCUCCAAUCUCGGACUGCCGCUGCUCUAAUUCCCAUGUUACCAGGCACACAUGCCGCAGAUGCGGUGAGGAAACGAUCCAUCCUUCAAUCUACAUUCGGGGAGUCAUCUUCCGACGAACACUCAUCCAAGCGUUCCAAAUGA